AAUCUUUCCCACAUUUCACAGAUGUCUCGCACCACUCUCCCUAUCUCUAUUUGACUAGAAUGUCUCCUCCCCUUCUCCUCCCCUAACCCACCAUGCCUCCGUUCCUCCACCUCGACCCUCUCUUCUGCGACGAAGACCACUUCGACUCCACCCAAAAUCAGGAAUCCUCCUAUUCCUUAAACUCCCAUUCUUUCCUCAAUCUCGACCUCGGCCACGAUGAGGAGCUCACCUCACUACUGCACAAAGAGCAGCAAACCGCACCGCACCAACAAGAUCCAACGCCUAACCCCACAAGGGAACAAGUAGUUCAAUGGAUGCUUCGAGUGGUUGCCUACUAUUCCUUCUCCCCUCUCACUGCGCUUCUUGCAGUCGCCUACCUCGAUAGAUUCCUCCACAGAUGCGACAAGCCGUGGAUGUUUCAGCUCGCUGCUGUCGCUUCUCUCUCCCUCGCUGCUAAAGUUGACGAAACCGAUGUCCCUCUUCUUCUCGAUUUUCAAGUGGAGGAGCCCAUUUAUGUGUUUCAGCCCAAAAACAUCCAGAAAAUGGAGAUUCUUAUCCUGUCUACGCUUGAGUGGAAGAUGAAUCUCGUCACCCCAUUUUCGUUUCUUGAUUACCUUGCAAGAAGGCUGGGGUUGAAUGAUCAUCUUUGUGGGGAUUUUCUCGCUAGAUGCGAGCGAUUGAUUCUCUCUGUUGUAACUGACAGCGGAUUCAUGGGGUAUCUACCUUCUACAAUGGCGACUGCUGCAAUGGUGCAUGUGAUAGCCAGCAUUGAACCCUCCAUCGAUUUGGAACAACAAGAUCGACUAUUGGGAAUUCUUGGAAUCAACAAGGACAAGGUGAGAGACUGCUGUAGGCUAAUUCAAGAAGUGGCAACAAAUGCCGGAAACAAGAGAAAGUUGGGAUCUUUGCCAUGUAGCCCAAAAGGGGUGUUUGAUCUCUCAUUCAUCUCUGAUUCCUCUAACGAUUCUUGGGCAGUAGCUUCAAAUUCUUCCUCAGUUUCGUCCUCGCCGCAGUUCAAGAAAAUCAAGACACAUCAAUUUUCAGAAUUCUAAUUAAUAUAAUAAAUAUAUUAUAUAUAUGUUGAAUAACAUUUGUAUUCAGUUAAAUGCCAACCAUCCUUGCAAGAAAAUCAUUUUGUGGGCCAUCUGAGAAAUGGGGGUAAAGAUGGUUGGCAUUUUAUGCGGAUGAAGGUAAUAGAAAUGCAGAGAAAUUAAUUUA
This is a messenger RNA of Salvia hispanica, 1218 nucleotides long. Its product is annotated as cyclin-D3-3-like. The record is from RefSeq and is a predicted model, not a curated record. Lineage: Eukaryota; Viridiplantae; Streptophyta; Magnoliopsida; Lamiales; Lamiaceae.